Soboliphyme baturini is the source of this 1275-nucleotide messenger RNA. Lineage: Eukaryota; Metazoa; Nematoda; Enoplea; Dioctophymatida; Soboliphymatidae. The record is from the annotation of a GenBank genome assembly.
AUGAUCAGCACAUAUAUUGGUCGAGCCAUAAUGCAGAUAUGCUUCAUGAACGCGUCGUGUUUCGCCAACCUCACUGGCAGUGCCAUCAGUGCCCUCACUGCUAACCUUACCUCAGCACCAUCAAGCCGUACUCUGUCUAAGCCGCCUCCAAAACUGUUCGAAACAAUUAGCGGAUGUGACGAGGUCAUGAAACCCUACAUACAAAAUUGUACAGUCGCUGCUUACGCACAACUGGUACAAGACAGUUGCAGGAAAUUGUACAUCAUGUCCUUGCCGUUGAACCCAAUCAUUGGUGGAUGGCGAAGGCGGGGUUCGUCUGUCGACCGAGCCAGUCCGUCGUCGUCCAAGAGGUCCUCGAUGACCAUCAGCAGCGUUCCUCAACAUUCGGCCGCCAUCGAUAGCAGUAACUGCGAAGCCGUCAGUCGUGCCCCUAGACAACCCUCGCCAGACAAACGUCGAAGCUGCGCGAAACACUACAUCGGAGCAAUCAAGUCGGAACUUUACAUUCGUAAAGGAUCAGUGCUGGUCAAGAGCGGCUCCACCGACUCCGGUGUGGGCCAAAUACGUCUGCGCUUACAGUAUGACUUCCAUAGGUCUGACUUAAUCGUCCAAAUAAUCGAAGUCACGAACUUGUCGUCGACCUCCCCCAAGUGCUACGCAAAAAUCCUCAUGAUCACGGAGGACUUCGAAACGUUCCGAAAGCUCGAAGGCAUUCUCGAUGGAGAGUCGUACACGUUCCAGGAAAAGGCAAAAAUUCCUGUAGCGUCCGACGAACUUUCGAGGAGCACCCUGAAGAUUCUGCUGUUCGAAAACGCGUAUGGCACGAAGUUCAUCGGCGACCUCGAAUUGGACCUUUUGGAGAAUGACCCGUCAGCUGAAGUCGAAGUAGUCGCUGACAUCGAGAACCGGGCCAGAUCCGACAUGUUUUCCUUCGCUGAGGUCUGUCCUCCACUAUUUGUUGAGGAACAUGUCUCUGGAGAACUGCAGGUCGCCGUCAAGUACCUGCCGAACGCAGAGCGAAUGGUAGUGACCAUUCUAGAAACCCGAGGCAUGGACAUUCUGGAAGUUAUGCGUCUUAUGGGUAAGUUGCCAAAAGGCCAUUUUUGGAAAAUAACGAAUACCAUAAUUGGUGAGAUAAUCAUCGGUGAAAACUCUCCUCUCUUGUCAGGACGGAAACAAUGGAAGUCCGUUUGCAAAGAUGGCGAAGAAACGACAGUAUGGCAUCGUCUAAUUAAGUACGAACGCUCGGAUCAUGAAAGGCGCUACAGUCGAUAA